This is a messenger RNA of Periconia digitata, 1451 nucleotides long. NCBI's taxonomy places the organism in Eukaryota, Fungi, Ascomycota, Dothideomycetes, Pleosporales, Periconiaceae. The record is from the annotation of a GenBank genome assembly.
UAAACACCUUCUCCCCGCUCUACCCACUGGAAAUACCUUUUGAAUCACUCCAGUGCCCACCGAAAAUGCCGUCCCCAAUUGAAGAAUUCCCACCCGAACUCUUAGCAUCCGUCGUUGCCAACCUGAGUAGCAAUGACUUAUGCUCUUUGAUGAGAGUUUCCAAAGCUCAUCAUGUCGUCCUGCAACCCUUCCUUUGGUCAAACAUCGAAAUGCAUUAUCGGAAUUUUCACUCAAGGAUCUGUCACGAUGCCCUUCAUGCAGAUGAGGUGGCUAAGCGGAAAGAACCACCAUACGAUAAUGGUCCAGAAGACAGCGGCAAAAGAUACGGUUCAAGCUUAAGUGCGGAGAGGGUGCAGAAAUUUCUACAAAUCUUCUCUCCCAAUGGGUUUCCCAAAGACAGCAAACUGGAGCUGGGAUCUUUGGUGAAGUCUCUUUGUCUGCCAGUUCAUGAUGAAGAAACAAAAUUCCGUGAGUGGACAUGCUUCGAGAACUUUUCGAAUCUUGGGUAUCUGGAGAUAUCGGCGUUUUGGACACCUUAUUUGGACCCAAUGCAAUUUUCGGCACCGGAAUGUAGCUUGACUAAGCUCCGGGUGUUAAAGCUACGUGGAUAUAUUCCCAAGGAGUUUGUGCAGUGGCUGUUGAGAGAGCCAGCAGGUCUCGAAGAGUUACAGUUGGGGGUAUUGGACAGGCCGAUUGGGGGUAACUGCGAGGGACCUGACGGGUGGGAAAAUCCGCCACCACCGGAGAAUAAACACCCAUACGAUAUGGAUCAACUAUCGGAAAGAGAACGUGCAUACUGGGAGAGUACCGAGAACCUGGACCACAUGUAUGUCGGAGCCCGAGCUUUGGCAUGUUUGACACCUGAUAUCAUGCGCCGGUUUGAAAAUCUGAAGACGCUGUACCUUUGUCGACCCUCCAGCGGAGAAGAAACAAUCAGCGAGGUUUAUUUCUCUGAGCCAUCUGACAGGAGAAUCUUGGAAGAGUGGAACGCUCUUCUGACGUCCACCCGUGGGACACUCGAAUCCGUUAUACUGGAUCAGCGCCCGUCGGCGGAAGAGAACGAACCCGAUGGAACUGGUAACAAUGAAUUUAUGCGACAGUGCGCAAAUGGGCCUUCUUACAAGCGAUUUGUCGAGAUGGUCCUUCCUACUCUCAUAGAAAGUAAAGAGUGGCCAAAACUCAAGACAGUCCGGCUUUUUGGGUUCGAGCGUCACGAUGAGGGUAGCGAUAACUACACGAGAACUCCCAACUAUCCAAACGAUAGUGUGGAUGUACCGGGUCAGCUCAAGGCUGCCUUUCCAGGUGUUGACAUAUCAGAUCAUAUCGGCAGACGGUUUCUAACCUGGAAUACAUCGGGCGAGCUCAUGAGCGCGGGUGAUGUGCUAGAGACGCCCAAUGCUUUUGAUGAUGGUUCUGAUGAGGAGGUAGAGAAAAAUGAUCACCGCUUUUAA